AUGCAUACAUCAACACAAGAGGUGGUCUCUUUUUACGAUGACAAAGUUGCCAAUUAUGCUGAACAACCAAUCAAGCCAGUCACCCUCAAACAAUUACUUCAAUUUGGAAAACCUCCUCUUAGUACUCAUGCACUUCUUGAUUCGGCAAGGUAUACUAAAUCCGAACUUCCUGUUCGUCUUGCUCGUCGUGUCAAAGCUUUGCAAAAGCUACCUUUUAUCGCGGGGAUUAAUCCAUAUAUCAAAAAAAUCUACCGUUUAUAUUUUGAUACAUUUGAAUCUAUUUGCAAUUUUCCCGAGAUUACCGAAGAGAAGGCAGAUGAAAAUUUUGCAGACUUAUUGUCCAAAAUGGUUGCGUCCCAUACCGAUAAUAUUCCUACAUUAGCAAAAGGCUUUCAAGAAUGCAAAAAAUACAUGUCGUCACAAGAUAUAACGAAUUUUCUUGAUGACAUGAUCAGAGCACGUAUUGCUAUACGUCUAAUCGCGGAACAGCAUAUAGCUCUGCACAAUGCGCAUGAUCCCAACUACAUUGGAAUCAUAAAUACCCGUCUGAAUCCUGCAAAGCUGAUCAAUUCGUGUGCUAAUAUUGUGCGGGAACUUUGUGAUGCUCAUUAUGGUUCUUCCCCUGAAGUGAUAAUUAACGGUCAAACAGAAACAACGUGUACUUAUGUCAGCGUGCAUAUUGAGUAUAUUAUCACUGAAGUACUCAAGAAUUCAUACAGAGCGACUGUUGAGCACAGUUCAAAGAUCAAAAGGGAAAAUCAUCCACCUAUCGAGGUCACUAUAUCUCGAGGUGUCAAUAACAUUGGAAUUAGAGUUAGAGACCAAGGAGGUGGUGUGGCUCCAAAAGAUCUUCCGUCAAUAUUUGAUUAUUCCUUUACAACCGUGCCACAAGAUGAUUCGGAUACAGACAAUAUAUUAUCUGAUGUUUCUAGAAUGGCAAUGCAAACUGGUAUUGGUGGUCCUAUUGCUGGAUUGGGAUAUGGGCUCCCAUUGGCUCGUAUUUAUGCUCAAUAUUUUGGAGGGUCUUUGAACAUUAUGUCACUUUAUAGUCAUGGAUGUGAUUUGUUUUUGAGGCUUAAAGAUAUUGAUGAAUCAUUAGGGGAUUGGCAAAUUGAUUGA
Molecule: messenger RNA, 1119 nt
Organism: Acaulospora morrowiae
Lineage: Eukaryota; Fungi; Glomeromycota; Glomeromycetes; Diversisporales; Acaulosporaceae
Source: the annotation of a GenBank genome assembly